AUGGGGGGCCGGGUGCAGAUCUCCUUCCCGCAGCACGCGGCCUCGCUGCUCGAGUCCCUCAACCUCCUGCGCCUGGAGGGCAAGUUCUGCGACGUCCACGUCCACGUCGGCGGCCGCGUCUUCCCGGCCCAUAAGAGCGUCCUGGCCGCCGCGUCCCCCUUCUUCCAUGACAAGCUCCUGCUGCAGGAUGGGGCCCGGUUGCUUUUGCCCCCCGCCAUCGACCCCGGCUUCGAAGGGCUCUUGCACCUCAUCUACUCCGGGCGGUUGAGUUUGGUGCUGGAUGCCCUGCCCGGGCAUCUCUUGGUGGCCAGCGGGCUCCAGAUGUGGCACGUGGUGGAUCAGUGCUCCGAGAUCCUUCCGGGAGAUGGAGGGGGGACGGGGUGCCGGUGGGGGGCAGCGGCGGCGGCCUCGGCCUCGUCGGCAUCCGGUGGUCGUGGGGGGAAGUCGGCAUCGUCCUGGACCAACCGUGGUGGAGAUGGGGCUUCAUGCAUGACCCAUGGUGGAGAUGGGGCUUCGUGCAUGACCCAUGGCGGAGAUGGGGCUUCGGCAUCGUCCUGGACCAACCGUGGUGGAGAUGGGGCUUCAUGCAUGACCCAUGGUGGAGAUGGAUCUUCCUGCCUCACCCACGGUGGAGAUGGGGUGUGUAUCAGCCAUGGUGGAGAUGGGGCUUCAGCAGUCCUGGACCAACGUGCUGGAGAUGGGGCUUCGUGUGUUGUCCGUGGUAGAGACGGGGCUUCGGCAUCGUCCUGGACCACUCAUGGUGGAGAUGGAUCUUCCCGCGUCACCCGUGAUGGAGAUGGGGCAUCAUCCUGGACCAGCCGUGCUGCGGAUGGGCCUUCCUCCCCUCCAUGGCCCAAGGAGGCGGGCGAGGAGGUCCUCAAGAUCUGCGUGCAGGAGGAGGAGGAGGAGGAAGAGGAGGAAGAGGAGGAUGAAGACGGCGCCCAUCGUGCCGCUGACGCCCUCCAGAUCGUGCUGGAGGAAGAGGAGGAGGAGGAAGAGGACGGAGCGCCCAGAGACACCCACGACCCCCCUAAAGUCUUCUACAUCAAGCAAGAAGCCGGCGAAGCCACCGAGCCUGCAUCCGUGCUGAGCCGCACUCCGCCGGGCUCGGGUACCACGAACACCGCGCUGGUGACCACCACCACCACCAUUUCAACCAAGCCCUCUUGGAAGCCCGUGGACCUGCACGGCAACGAGAUCCUGGGCCCUCCGCCCCUGCACGCGCCGGAGCUGGGAGCGGCUCCGGAUGGGAAACGCUUCGGUUGCUUGUGCGGGAAGCGCUUUGCCGUCAAGCCCAAGCGGGACCGGCACAUCAUGCUCACCUUCAGCCCUGCGGCCUUCUCCUGCGGCGCCUGCCAUAAGCGUUUCAAGCUCAAGCAUCACUUGACGGAGCACAUGAAGACCCACGACGGGGCCGGGCGGGCCUGCGAGCGCUGCGGGACCCGUUUCCGCCUGCGCGGGCUCGAUAAGCACCGGCCGCUGUGCCAGGGGCCGCGUUGGGCAGCGGGCUGCUGGGCUUGCGAGUGA
Messenger RNA from Pezoporus flaviventris, 1527 nucleotides. It is a transcript of the gene ZBTB9, whose product is annotated as zinc finger and BTB domain containing 9. Gene Ontology annotation, biological process: regulation of transcription by RNA polymerase II. Gene Ontology annotation, molecular function: DNA-binding transcription factor activity, RNA polymerase II-specific; RNA polymerase II cis-regulatory region sequence-specific DNA binding; protein binding. Lineage: Eukaryota; Metazoa; Chordata; Aves; Psittaciformes; Psittacidae. The record is from RefSeq and is a predicted model, not a curated record.